Messenger RNA from Sitophilus oryzae (rice weevil), 803 nucleotides. Its product is annotated as PBAN-type neuropeptides-like. The coding region runs from base 256 to 708 and encodes 150 amino acids. NCBI's taxonomy places the organism in Eukaryota, Metazoa, Arthropoda, Insecta, Coleoptera, Curculionidae. The transcript is spliced from 3 exons. Gene Ontology annotation, biological process: pheromone biosynthetic process; neuropeptide signaling pathway. The record is from RefSeq and is a predicted model, not a curated record. Gene Ontology annotation, molecular function: neuropeptide hormone activity.
CACAAUCUACAAGAGGGGUUAGAGGAGGUAUAGCUACGCCACUGCCAAGAUAGAAAGCGAAUGUUUACCCUCUACUCUCUCCAUGUGAAGAGGAUUAACCAAAUCCAAGUGAAAUAAAUCAAACUCCCGCGGAGUCAACUGUCCAUCUCACCUACACGUAAUCGAAGCAGACUUAAUCCUUCGUGCGACGUCCAUGGCGAAUUGUGUAUAAAUUCUUUUGAAGGGGUGGCUUUUGGUCAGAAGCGCGUCGCAAACAUGGGCAGAGUCACACUUACCAAUUCCUUCGUGCUUCUUGCAGUCCUCUUGUACUCUGUCAUAGAACGAACAGAAUCUUCAGAUCCAACAACAUUAAAUCUCCACAAUGAGAAGGAAGCAUCUCCGAUGUGGUUUGGACCAAGAAUUGGUAGAAAAAAGAGAAACCAAGAGAACAGGGGCUACAGAAACGAUAGGGACCAAUCUGGUGGUCUUAUGGACAUUUUAAGAAAUGGACCUGUUCUGGUUAUGUCCAUGAGCGAAGCUUCCAAGCAACGCGACUUCAUUCCAAGACUAGGAAGAGAAUCAGCAGAAGCAGUACCAAAAUGGCUGGACGACUCGGAAUUUAGCGAAGGGGAACCACUGUCCACAAGGAACACGAACCCUUAUACUCCCCGUUUAGGGAGAAGUAAUUUUUCUUUGUUUUUCCCCCGUUUGGGCAGAGAACUUGAAUGAUAUUAAAAGACAUGAUACUACCCAUUGCCAAUAAAAUUGAUAACGACUUAUAUGUUAACUCAUAUUCUUAUGAAACUUUAAUAAAGACUUCUAAU